Messenger RNA from Microthlaspi erraticum, 1104 nucleotides. Lineage: Eukaryota; Viridiplantae; Streptophyta; Magnoliopsida; Brassicales; Brassicaceae. The record is from the annotation of a GenBank genome assembly.
AUGAUUGAGCAUGGAAGCUCCUACUUUGAUUAUCGGAGCAUUAGAGAAGUCGCCUGCAACGCCGGCGCCGGAGCCACCGCAGGAGCAAUCGCUGCGACUUUCGUGUGCCCAUUAGAUGUGAUCAAAACAAGGUUACAGGUUAUUGGUCUCCCAGAAACUCCAACCUCUGGAAAAAGAGGUAGUGUAAUCAUUACACUCCUACAGAAUAUAGUAAAGAAUGAAGGUUACAGGGGAAUGUAUCGAGGGCUUUCACCAACCAUCAUAGCUCUCCUCCCAAAUUGGGCUGUCUACUUCUCAGUGUAUGGGAAGCUAAAGAAUGUCCUGCAGUCAAGUGAUGGGAAGCUUAGUAUUGGGGCCAACAUGGUAGCUGCUGCUGGUGCUGGAGCUGCCACAUCUAUUGCAACUAAUCCCCUUUGGGUUGUCAAGACGAGAUUAAUGACGCAAGGAAUUAGGCCGGAUGUGGUACCUUACAAAAGCGUAAUGUCUGCAUUUAGUAGGAUUUGUCAUGAAGAAGGAUUCCGAGGGCUGUACAGUGGUAUAUUGCCCUCUUUGGCUGGAGUAAGCCAUGUUGCUAUACAGUUUCCAGCCUAUGAAAAGAUUAAGCAAUACAUGGCAGACAUGGAUAAUACAUCCGUCGAGGAUCUGAGUCCUGGGAAUGUUGCUAUAGCCUCUUCGAUCGCUAAAGUAAUCGCCUCUGUUCUGACUUACCCACACGAGGUAAUUAGGGCCAAACUUCAAGAACAAGGGCAAAUGAGAAACGCGGAGAACAAGUAUUCGGGAGUCGUUGAUUGUAUCAAGAAGGUGUUUCAAAGCGAAGGGAUUCCUGGAAUGUACCGUGGAUGUGCCACUAACCUGCUGAGGACAACUCCAUCAGCAGUUAUUACAUUCACAACCUAUGAGAUGAUGCUUAGAUUCUUCCGACAAGUUGUGCCACCAGAGACUAAUAAGUCGGACAAUCACAAACGAGAAGAAGGAAGAAAGAGUAUAGUUAGUCGACGAGGAGAAGAAGAAGAAGAAAAAGAAGAGAAAGAUUCGGGUUUGAGAGAAUCACAAACUCCAUCUACUAAGAUCAACACUUCACCUAUCCCGCUUGGAAGCAAAUGA